AUGUCUGGACCUCAAUGUAAUCCUCCAGGCGGUCCUCCUCCCAGUAGGCGAACCCAGUGUUGUCAAGGGACACCUUCGGGACAAUAUGUUCCUCAAUAUGGUCCACCUCCAACUGAAAUGUCGCGACAAUAUAAUACUGGUAAAUUACCACUACCACCAACAACAACAAAUAUUGAAGUCCAUCAAUCAUCACAAUCACCGCCACAAGUUACCAUUACAGAGCCACGUAGAGUGGAUACUUCGAUUCCACCCGAAAAGAGAAAUUUUACACAAAUUACAAGUAUAAAACAAAUUUGGAGGAUGCCUAUAUUUUAUGAGGGCAGUCCUCCAUAUAACCUUUCAGAUAGUCCUCUUCCCAGUAGUCAACCUUUUCAACCUCAAUAUAACCUUUCAGACAAUCCUCCUCCCGGUAGUCAACCUUUUCAACCUCAAUAUAACCUUUCAGACAAUCCUCCCCCCGGUAGUCAACCUUUUCUACCGCAAUAUAAUAAUCAAGGCCUCCCUUCGCAAUAUAAUCCUCCUCAAAGCCCACCUCCUACGAACCUAUAUAAUAACCCUCCUCAAAGUCCACCUCCUACGAACCUAUAUAAUAACCCUCCUCAAGGUCCACCUCCUACGAACCUAUACAAUAACCUUCCUCAAGGUGUUCCUCGAUAUGUUCCGCCGCAAGUUACCGUACCAUAUAUUCCAGGUCCUCCAGGUAAUGUGGAUACUUCAAUUCCUCCCGAAAAGAGAAGUUUUACACAAAUUACCAGUAUAGAACAAAUCUGGAGGAUGUCCUUAUUUUAUGAGGGUAGACCGACUUGGAAGCUUUGGUUGGGACAGCUACUUCAGGAAACUACUGCUCUUCAUAUGUACCUUCAUGCAGCUUUUAUACCUAUACCUGUUAUUCAAUCAGCUCUAAUACCGGAUGUAAGAUUUAUUCUUGUUCUGAUUACUAUAGUAGUUACUACGACUACUGUUCUCAUAAUCCAACUCCUACUACCACUGCCACCACCUGCCCAACAUAUGUACCUUCAUGCAGCCUUUAUACCUAUACCUGUUAUACAAUCAUCACUUAUUCCGGAUGUAAGCUUUAUACUUGUUCCGAUACAUAUAGUAAUUUAUACGACAACUGUUCUCGUAAUCCAUCUCUUUCUUUAUCUUCUCCUACUAUUACCACCUGCCCAACAUAUGUACCUUCAUGCAGCUUUUAUACCUAUACCUGUUAUAGAAUCAGCUCUUCUACUGGAUGUAAAAUUUAUACUUGUUCUGAUACCUAUAGUAGUUACUACGACUACUGUUCUCUUAAUUAAUACGGUAUUGACAGUAAAUUACACAUUGUAG
Messenger RNA from Diversispora eburnea, 1326 nucleotides. Lineage: Eukaryota; Fungi; Glomeromycota; Glomeromycetes; Diversisporales; Diversisporaceae. The record is from the annotation of a GenBank genome assembly.